CCCCCGCGCAUUCUUCUGCCUAGUAAGGCCUGGCCACAGGCUGUCCCGCCAGCCCAGUCUCCGCCCCCAGAGCUCAGAGCAGGGGCCCCAGCGACUGCCAGCCAGCUUCAGCAACACCGUAGCACCGGCCGGCCGGGACUUUUCUUCUCUACAGCAGGGAAGCCCCAACACCAGAAGCCAAGAUGUCCAGCAAGCGAGCCAAGGCCAAGACCACCAAGAAGCGGCCCCAGAGGGCUACAUCUAAUGUCUUCGCCAUGUUUGACCAGUCCCAGAUCCAGGAGUUUAAAGAGGCCUUCAACAUGAUUGACCAGAACCGUGAUGGCUUCAUUGACAAGGAGGAUCUACACGACAUGUUGGCCUCUCUGGGGAAGAACCCCACGGAUGAGUACCUGGAAGGCAUGAUGAGCGAGGCACCAGGGCCCAUCAACUUCACCAUGUUCCUCACGAUGUUUGGGGAGAAGCUGAACGGCACAGACCCCGAGGAUGUAAUCCGCAAUGCCUUUGCCUGCUUUGACGAGGAGGUCUCAGGCUUCAUCCAUGAGGACCACCUGCGGGAGCUGCUCACCACCAUGGGUGACCGAUUCACAGAUGAGGAGGUGGAUGAGAUGUACCGGGAGGCACCCAUUGACAAGAAGGGCAACUUUAACUAUGUGGAGUUCACCCGCAUCCUCAAACACGGCGCCAAGGACAAAGACGACUAGGCUAUUUUUGGCUGUGUCAGUGCCCAGACCCUGUCACCCCCCAACACACACACACACUCUACCCUCCACGUGGAAUUGGGCUCCCAGCUCCCAGGGGAGGAAAUGAGCCCUAAGACCCACAGGGUGAGGCAGGUGUUCUACCACAGCCCCAGGCACGAGAAGGAUCUCUUAAAGGAAGGACUGCAGUGGGGGGGGUGAGCCUAGGGUGGAACCAAGACCCCUGAAGAUGGCCAUCCCCAGGCACGCCCUCUCACUCCUGGGCUGCUGUGAGGAGGGAAACACUCAUGUCCUGGUGUUGGACGCUAACUCCCAGCAUCCCCACAAAGGCACACACACAUUCACCAUGUCCUUAGGAGGAUGACAGUGCGCAUUCACGCUGGUCCAGUUGUCAGAGCACACCCAGAAUGCACAGGGGGAACCGGCCUGGGGAUUCGGCCUCUAAUACAAGGCUCAGCACUG
This is a messenger RNA of Mesocricetus auratus (golden hamster), 1160 nucleotides long. RefSeq names its product myosin light chain 9 (gene Myl9). Bases 183 to 701 code for a protein of 172 amino acids. Gene Ontology annotation, biological process: platelet aggregation; myofibril assembly. Gene Ontology annotation, cellular component: cytoplasm; stress fiber; myofibril. NCBI's taxonomy places the organism in Eukaryota, Metazoa, Chordata, Mammalia, Rodentia, Cricetidae. The transcript has 4 exons. The record is from RefSeq and is a predicted model, not a curated record. Gene Ontology annotation, molecular function: calcium ion binding.